This is a messenger RNA of Solea solea (common sole), 3272 nucleotides long. RefSeq names its product T-box transcription factor 15 (gene tbx15). Gene Ontology annotation, molecular function: DNA-binding transcription factor activity, RNA polymerase II-specific; RNA polymerase II cis-regulatory region sequence-specific DNA binding. Gene Ontology annotation, cellular component: nucleus. The coding region runs from base 322 to 2169 and encodes 615 amino acids. The transcript has 8 exons. The record is from RefSeq and is a predicted model, not a curated record. Gene Ontology annotation, biological process: cell fate specification; positive regulation of DNA-templated transcription; regulation of transcription by RNA polymerase II. Lineage: Eukaryota; Metazoa; Chordata; Actinopteri; Pleuronectiformes; Soleidae.
GAAGUGAGUAUCAAUCAGAGACAAGUUAGAGAGACAGAAAGAGGAGAAGAAAGACGCGGAGAGGACGGAGACGCAGCCCACAACCGAGUCUGGACUUGAUCUCACGCGCACCCGGGGAUGGCACAAAAGUCUGCCGUGAAAAGUUUGAUGCAGCGUUUUUAAGUCUCACUUGGAUUAAUUUUGCACGCGCUCGAAACUCCUCAUCCUCCCCCUCUUCUUUUCCCUUUUUAAAAGAAUAAGUGUUGGACUUUGUUCGGACGCACACGGGAGUGAGUGGGUUUCCUCGCCGCGUCCUCCCGUGCGGGUGGAUUUUUGAGAGAAAUGAGUGAGAGGAGGCGAUCUGCCGCAGCCCUGAGCUCGAGAGCCCACGCGUUUUCCGUGGAAGCCCUGAUCGGCUCCAACAAGAAGAGGAAGCUGCGGGGCUGGGAGGACAAGGAGCUGGAGCUGUCCAUGGAGAGCCUCGCCGCGGACGGAGAGGACGCGGCGCACUGUCUGGACAUGGACCCGGACUCGGAGGCGAGUCCCGGCUCGGACGGAGAGGGUCUGGCCGAAAGGACGUCGUGCUCGUUCGGCUCACCCGCCGAGCUCGCUCCGGGGCCCUGUGACCCGUCACCCCCGGCCUCCAUGGAGGAGAUCCAGAUGGAGCUGCAGUGCGCAGACCUGUGGAAGCGCUUCCACGACAUCGGCACGGAGAUGAUCAUCACCAAGGCGGGCAGGAGGAUGUUUCCUGCCAUGCGGGUAAAGAUCGCAGGACUGGACCCUCAUCAGCAGUAUUACAUCGCCAUGGACAUCGUACCCGUGGACAACAAGAGAUACAGGUACGUUUACCACAGCUCAAAGUGGAUGGUGGCAGGGAACGCCGACUCCCCGGUUCCUCCGCGGGUUUACAUCCACCCGGACUCUCUGGCCUCAGGAGACACGUGGAUGAGGCAGGUGGUCAGCUUCGACAAACUCAAACUCACCAACAACGAGCUGGACGACCAGGGACACAUCAUCCUCCACUCCAUGCACAAGUAUCAGCCUCGCGUCCACGUCAUCAGGAAGGACUUCAGCAGCGAACUGUCCCCGAGCAAGCCCGUGCCCAGCGGCGAGGGCGUGAAGACCUUCAGCUUCCCUGAGACCGUCUUCACCACGGUCACCGCCUACCAGAACCAACAGAUCACCAGACUAAAGAUCGACCGCAACCCGUUUGCCAAAGGUUUCCGGGACUCCGGCAGAAACAGGACCGGCCUGGAGGCGAUCAUGGAGACGUAUGCUUUUUGGAGACCUCCUGUGAGAACCCUGACGUUUGAAGACUUCACCAACAUGCAGAAGCAACAAGGUGGAAGCACUGGAACUUCACCCACCACCUCCAGCACAGGAACUCCCUCUCCUUCCGGUGCCGCUCACCUCCUCUCCCCCUCCUGCUCACCUCCGACCUUUCACCUCGCCCCCAACACCUUCAACGUGGGCUGCAGGGAGAGCCAGCUCUGUAAUCUGGGCCUGUCCGAGUACCCGGCCUGCGCCCGCAGCAACAUGGCGGCGCUGCAGGGCUACGGCGGCCUGGCCGACAGCUCCUACGGACGCCUGCAGGCCGCAGGUGGCGCCGUGGCCUCCGCUCAGCAGUCCGAGUCCUUCCUGCCACAGAGGACUUCCUCCUUGAUCGCUGCUGGAAUGCAGGGCAGCACUCACGCGUCUCUGAGCGGCGGCGGUGGAGGCGGCGGCGGCGGCGGCAGUGGCGCCGGAGGGAAGAUGGAAGCCUACAGCAGUCAGCUGGGAUCCUUCCCGGCCUCGCAGCUUCAGUACGUGAUGCAGGCCGGCGGCGGCGGCGGCUCCGGCUCGUCCGCCUCAUCCGGCUCCUCCCCGUCCUCCGCCCACAUGUUCAGCGGGAGCCACCAUCACGUGCAGCAGGGCUCCUACAACGCGUUCUCCCUGCACAACCCUUACAACCUGUACGGAUACAACUUCCCCACCUCCCCCCGCCUGGCCGCCAGCCCCGAGAAGCCUCAGGGAGGUUUGCUCUGCUCCUCCUCGCCGGCCGGCGCCUUCGCCGAGCGUCAGUAUCUGUCCAACGGCGGCAUGGACACUAUGCACAUGAUUGGCAACACCGGCGGCGGCCAGCAGGGGGGCGGCUCCUGCGACGGCCGCCAAUAUGGCUCCUCCUCUCAGAUGUCCAUGCACAUGGUGUAAAAAAAUAAAGAAAGAACUGAGCUUGAACCUCACAGGGCUCCGUGUUCCUCAAACCUUUGAGCUGAGGAAACAAAAACCUCAACUCAAGUUUGACGUCGAUGUCGAAAAACAGUGUUUUUUUUUGUUUGUUUUUUAAAAAAGAAGGUGCAACACAAACCUUUGGAUAUCAUCUCACGUUUUUUGUUUUAUUUUUGUGUUUGAAGACUCUCUGCCACUUACACAGCAACAAAGAGGGAGUCCGAGUAUUAUUAAAUUAUCUGCGUAUUAAAGAAGCAAAAGUGAACAUUUUGUGGACGUUAACUAAAUCAAAUCAGUGUUAGGAAAAAAAGGGAGACGGAGAAGGCGUCGUCCAAACACUCAGACGGGAUUAUCGGUUGUGAAUAUGUCGCGCGGUGCAAUAGAAGCAACGACCUCAACGAGUGACUUGUUCUUGUUUUGUCGGGGACUCCGACAUCCCAAAGAAAUGUCACUGUGAUCCGGAAGCUUUCACGUCGUGCCGUAGCAGGUUUUUCAUUUUUUUAGGCUGGACUGAAAGGGACAAGAUUACAGAAACACGGUGAAUACAACACACGGGACACAUCCAGUCAAACAUGUUUUCAAUAAAACUGUCAGGACAACAGGAGACGCGUCUGUCUUCGUCCUCCACGCGUGGACGCGAGUGCUCGCAGGACUGUCCCGCGCCAGCGACACCAACCUGUUUUUCUUUCAACCUCAUCGGCUGGAAUGGCUUCUCUGUUUUCUCUGAGUGGAUUAUGUUUUUAAGCAUAUAUAUAUAUAUAUUAUAUAUAUAAUAGAUAUAUAAAUAAGAUGGCAAAUGCAAUCGAUAACAUAAGCUUAAAAAAAAGGGGUUGUUGUGUGAUUAAAAAGUGUUAUACAAAGAAAAGAAAGCAAUAGCAGAGUAAUUAAAGUUUUUGGUGUGUGUAUUUAAGUGCUGAGCAGUAUAUAUAUCGAUUUCUGUUAUUAAAAGAAAAUGUGUGGGAGAAAGAAAAAAAGGGAAAUUGCUAAAAUAAUUCUUCUUUUUUUUCUUUUUUUGAGGCAUUUAAAAAAAUGUAAAUACAGGUGCCAAGCACAUAAAAAAGCUCAAUAAACGUCGUUUUAAUUCA